Emiliania huxleyi CCMP1516 is the source of this 1332-nucleotide messenger RNA. RefSeq lists its product as hypothetical. Lineage: Eukaryota; Haptophyta; Isochrysidales; Noelaerhabdaceae. Gene Ontology annotation, molecular function: transmembrane transporter activity. Gene Ontology annotation, cellular component: Golgi membrane; endoplasmic reticulum membrane. Bases 1 to 1332 code for a protein of 443 amino acids. The transcript has a single exon. The record is from RefSeq and is a predicted model, not a curated record. Gene Ontology annotation, biological process: transmembrane transport.
AUGCUCCGCCACAGCCACUCCGUGGGUCUCGUACCCCAGGCGCGGCGGAAGCCGCCGCCGCCCACGCUCCUCCACGCCACCUCUGUGAUCGGCUCCGAGAGCCGCGGCGAGCUGGGGAGCCUGCAUGGCGAGGCGUGGGAGCGGUGGCGUCGGGCGGCGGCACUGGCCGUCGACCUGCUGGAUGGGCGGCACGAGCUGGUGCCGUCGCCUGCCUUUCUGCGGGCCACGCAGCGCCUCUCCUCGCCCCUUCCCAGCGGCGGGAGGCUGCGGCGGGCGUUUGCAAUGGAGAAGGAGCCGCAGUCCGCGGUGGCCGACGAGGCAGAGGUGGCGGCGGAGGAGGCGGCGACCUCGUCCUGGCUCUCCGGCUCCCUGCUGCUCUCCGGGGCGCUCGUGCUCUGCGCCUGCCUGUGCCAGUGGCCGUACGACGCCCUCAACUCGGUAGACAGGGGCUGCGGAGGGCUGAUCUCGACCAGCGAAGCCACGUUUGGCCUCUUGCUCGCUGCCCCAACCGCGCUGCGGCAGCCCGAGUGGACGGUGCCGGUGCAGACGCACCUGCUGCUGGCACUCAUCACCGUCUGCUACCCGCUGCUGCUCAACCAGGCCCUCGCGUCGCCGCUUCCCGUCGUGGUGAUCACGACCCUCAAGAAUGGCUCGCUCGUGGCAAACGCCGUGGUCGGCACCCUCCUCCUCGGCAGGCGCUACUCUGCUCCGCAGCUGCUCAGCAUCGGCCUCACCAGCGUCGGCUUGGUGCUCACGGCCAUGUCUGGGACAGCAGGGGCGUCAGCGCCAACACGCAGCGACGUGGCUGGAGGGCUCUGGACAGGGGUGGCGCUGCUUCCGGUGGCGCUGCUGCUGCGCGCCGUCACGGGCUGCAUGCAGGAGCGGGCGUUUGCGCGCCUCCCAGGCGGCACGCGCGCCAGCGCAGAGGAGAUGAUAUUCUUUCGCAACAUCCUCGGCUUGCCCAUCCUCUUGCUGCGCGGUGGUGGACGCGCCCUCGAGCAUGCCUCCAGCUGGUCCGGCCCUCACGUUGGUGGCGUUCAAUGGCCGGGCAUGUGGGUGCUCCUGGCGGCAAACCUCGUCUUUGAUUAUUGCUGCAAGCUAAUCUGCACGCGACUGAUUGAGCGCUCCGGCGCGCUCCACACCACCCUCGUUCUCACGCUCCAAAAGUUCCUCGCAUUCGUCGCCUCUGUGCUCCUGCUCUCGCCCGACACCUCGCUUCGCUCGUCGCCCACGCUCUGGGCCGGAGCCGCGGCGGUGCUCGUGGGAAGCACUUGCUUCUCCAUGACGCCAUCGACCCGGCCGGCGACAGCUGGGAGAGAAAAGGGGGAUUGA